Molecule: messenger RNA, 1656 nt
Organism: Leptonychotes weddellii (Weddell seal)
Lineage: Eukaryota; Metazoa; Chordata; Mammalia; Carnivora; Phocidae
Source: RefSeq, a predicted model, not a curated record
AUGGUACUCUCACAUCCAUUGUCCCCCAUUGUAGAAAAGCAGCUCAGCAAACCCACUCUGAUCACCCAGAUGGAACAGGAAGAUGAAAUGAAAACAGAGACAGGAAAUCAAGAUACCUGUUCAGUUUGUUCAGAUGGGAUGGUUCUCCUUAAAACCAAACAAUCACAACAUAAGCAAGAUAUUUUGGAGAAAGAAGCACUCAGUGGCAAGAAGGAGCAAACUCAUGGAGGAAGAUCCAUUGAACAGAAUAACAUUGCCUUGAGCAUGAAAUCUAGCAUCACUCAGAAUCAGAGAAUUCAUCCUUGUGAGAAUCCCCAUCAAUGCCUUCAUCUUGGGAAAGCCCUCAGAGAUUGUUUACACCUUAACCCACAUGAGAGCAUUCUUUCGGGGGAAAAAUCCAAUGGCUGUAAAAAUGAUAAAAAUACCUUCAUCAGGAGUUCUUUCUUAGCUGUGCAUAAGAAGCAACAUACAAGAGAGAAGUCCUAUGAAUGCACUGACUCUAGGAAAGUCUCAAGUUCAAUCUUACAUUUUACGCAUGAAAAAACUUGCAUUAGAGAGAAAUAUUUUCAGUGUAGCCAGUGUGGUAAAGUAUUACAGAACCACUCAUCCAUUGCAUUGCACAUGAGAACCCACAGUGGAGAAAAACCUUUUAAAUGUAACCAGUGUGGGAAAGCCUACAGUUCAAGCUCUUAUCUUACACGGCACAAGAGAAUUCACACUGGGGAGAAGCCCUAUGAAUGCCGUGACUGUGGAAAAACCUUCAGAGAUAGUUCACUUCUUAGACAACAUGAAGGAAUUCAUUCAAGGGACAAACCCUACAAAUGUGAUCAGUGCAGCAAAACCUUCAGUAGAAGCUCUAGGCUUACCAUGCACAAGAUAAUACAUACCAAAGAGAAGCCCUAUGCCUGCAAUGAUUGUGGGAAAACCUUCAGUAUUCUUUCAUACCUUACAAGACAUAAGAGGGUCCACACUGGUGAGAAGUCCGUUGAGUGUAGCCACUGUGGAAAAGCCUUAAGUAGUCCAUCAGCCCUGAAGACACACCUGCGGAUACAUACUGGAGAGAAACCUUACGAGUGUGAUCAAUGUGGAAGGACUUUUAGAAUGAGCUGUAAUCUUAAUGUGCACAAGAAAAUGCAUGCUGGAGAGAAACCGUGUACUUGCAAUGACUGUGGGAAAGCCUUCAGGGAUCACUCGUGCCUUAAAGAACACAUGAGAAUUCACACUGGAGAGAAACCCUUUGCAUGUAACCAGUGUGGGAAAGCCUUCAGAGUGAAAUCUUUCCUCACUUUGCAUAAGAAAAUUCACAUGAAAAUGAAACAAUAUGAGUGUAAGGAGUGUGGGAAAGCCUUCGGUGGUCUCUUAUCUCAUAGGAGACAUAUGAAAAAGCACACCAGGGAAAAGAAACCCUUCAAGUGUAAUGAGUGUGAAAAGGCUUUUAGGAGGCAUGUGUCCCUUACAAUACACAUAAGAACUCACACUGGAGAGAAACCCUAUGAGUGUGAUCAAUGUGGGAAAACCUUCAGCGUGAGGUGUAAUCUAACUGUGCACAAGAGAGUCCAUACUGGUGAAAAGCCCUAUCAAUGCAGUGUCUGUGGACACGCUUUCAGUAAGCUCUCCUCCCUUCGGCGGCAUCACGAGAGCACUCAUGCUGAAUAA